CAGCAGGAGUAGGCUAAAAGAAUUAAUCCCCCCUCCCAACAGGGCACAAGCUGUAUAAAACAUGGGCAAUGUAGGGAAUCAGACAGACGUGCCUUGAACAGCGGGAAAAGCAGCUACAGCAGAAUUUAAAGUGAUGCGCUCCAACGGUGUGAUGUUGCUGAGUAUUCUGACUCUCUGCCUGCUGGUUUGUAUUCACUCUGGCACAAAUGCAUAUCCGGUCAAACCUGCCAGUCCACAACAAGGCGCAGCACCUGAGGACCUUGCCAAAUAUUACUCUGCUCUAAGACAUUACAUCAACCUCAUUACAAGACAGAGGUAUGGAAAACGAGACAAUCCAGAUACAGUAUUCUCCGAUGUGCUUGUGAGGGAGAGCACAGAGAGUGUUCCGGGAUCCAACUAUAUCAGGUAUGAUGGGCUGUGGUGAUACUGCUGGAGCUGUCGCAUCCAGGUUGACUUUACCAUAACGCUGUCACUGUGUCUUUUACUGAGAUGAAAUUAACUUGUGUUGCAUGGAAUAAAUGCUGUGUAAAGACA
Archocentrus centrarchus (flier cichlid) is the source of this 534-nucleotide messenger RNA. Its product is annotated as peptide YY-like. The record is from RefSeq and is a predicted model, not a curated record. The transcript is spliced from 4 exons. NCBI's taxonomy places the organism in Eukaryota, Metazoa, Chordata, Actinopteri, Cichliformes, Cichlidae. Gene Ontology annotation, biological process: neuropeptide signaling pathway; feeding behavior. Gene Ontology annotation, cellular component: extracellular region. Bases 134 to 424 code for a protein of 96 amino acids. Gene Ontology annotation, molecular function: neuropeptide Y receptor binding; neuropeptide hormone activity.